Messenger RNA from Suillus plorans, 1191 nucleotides. Its product is annotated as RNA polymerase II transcription elongation factor-domain-containing protein. The record is from RefSeq and is a predicted model, not a curated record. The transcript has 5 exons. Gene Ontology annotation, molecular function: transcription elongation factor activity. Gene Ontology annotation, biological process: positive regulation of DNA-templated transcription; regulation of transcription elongation by RNA polymerase II. NCBI's taxonomy places the organism in Eukaryota, Fungi, Basidiomycota, Agaricomycetes, Boletales, Suillaceae. The coding region runs from base 1 to 1191 and encodes 396 amino acids. Gene Ontology annotation, cellular component: super elongation complex.
AUGGCGACUACAGAUACCCAAUGGAUGCCCACAACGGGCCGACACGCAGUAGCAAUAGGAACUUCACUGAGGCGCGCACUCAAGGCCCGCAAGGGCGUAGCUCCGCCGAAGCGCUCUAAUCUCCCCGACAAGGACUUCUACUCCUUCAGGUAUAAUUUCAAGCCAGAGUCAAUAGAACCCAGCAGGUCUGGAACGGUUGAAGUCAAACGCGGGAAAGACUCUACCAGCGUCACUUUAGAACGCCCUAGUACACAGCCGGGCGAGAACCAUCUUUUUAAGGGGGGUGAACAGCCGGUGAAGGAGUAUGAUUGUGUCCUAAUUUAUGAUGAGGAGUUAGGAACAUUCACUCUUGAAAAGGUAGAGUGCUUCAUGGGCUUUACAUACGAUAAGAAAGUCUCUUCUUCCAGCUCCAGCUUUGCCCGAAAGUCUCCCUCUGCAACAACUCCUCCGGAAACACAGCUUAAAAACACAAGAGAUUUGGAGAAAGAGCUGGAACAUGAUCUUUUAGGGCUCUCAGACGCUGAUGGUGAGGCCGUGGAUGACUUCGAUGACAUUUUGGCGAAGGUCACGGGGCAAAAGGAGGAGGAAGAGGAAGAAGAGGGUGAGGAGAUUGAAAUACCCCCUCGCAAAGCCCCUUCGCCACCUCCGCCACCUCCAAAACUUAAAGUGUCUCGUCAUGUCGCUCCACCUCCGAAAAAGCACGAGUCCGAGCCGAAGCCUAAACCCAAACCCAAGGAAGUGCCGAAGGCGAAAAGAGAAAUCAAUUCGUAUAAAGAAGAUUCCGACUUGGAAGAGGUUCUUGAUUUUGGUCGCCCCGCUCGCCCUUCAAAACGUCCGAAGCCGUCUGUCUCAAUCGGACUAGCCUUGCCAGGGACGACACCUUCUUUCGUGCCUCCUGCUCUUCCCACAAAGCCGGCAGCAGCAGAAUCGGACUCUGAAGAAGACUGGGAUGAAGUUACACACAAUGAUCCAGUAGAAGAAGAGAUAGAUCUUGACGCCUUCGGGCGGGAGAUGGAAGCAGAACUCGAAGAAGAAUCGGACGAUGAUAUAUUGGCGGCAGCAAUGUCUCCAGAUCUUGAACCAGUGGCAAAUGUCUCUGGACGGCCCAUGUCACUCAAUCAAUUCGCAGGCGGUCAACUCAGUGCGGAUGAAGAGGAUACAUCAUCCAGCGAGGAUAGUGAUGAAGAUUGA